Molecule: messenger RNA, 1386 nt
Organism: Cooperia oncophora
Lineage: Eukaryota; Metazoa; Nematoda; Chromadorea; Rhabditida; Trichostrongylidae
Source: the annotation of a GenBank genome assembly
AUGAGGCUGAUACUGCUCACCUUAUUCUUGAUCGCCGCGGUCGAUGGAGGAAUUAUUGACAAAGUGAAAGGAGCGUUCUCUGGUGAAGGCGGUUUCGGACAGAAACUAAAGAAUGCAACUAUUGUUGGAUUCAAGAAGCUCUUCGAAAACACGGCACUGUUCAAAAUCCGCGACAAGAUCAGAAGUAUGAAGGACAAGGUUUUGAAGACAUUGGAGUUAACACCAAAAAUGAUGAAAUCACUCGAAGAAAGGCUGAAGAGAUUGCGACCCAUCAAGAAGGAUAAAGUCGCAGAGAAAGGAGACUCCAUCACUGAGGUCAACGAAUACAGUCAGGUUGGCAAGGAUCUCUACCAGAGCGACAUGGUGCUAACAGAGGAGCAAGCCGAGGAGAUUGUGCAAGAUAUAGAAGAUGAGGUUGCUGGCGAAAAUCGUGCAAAACGCCAGGCAUUCAAGGACCAUAGAUAUCCAAAUAUGUUAUGGUCACAAGGAGUGAACUACUACUUCCACAAGCUCGCUAGUAGAGAAAUGAGAAGUGCGUUCGAGAAAGGAGCGAAGCUAUGGGAGCAGGAUACUUGCAUUAAUUUCACACGGAACCCAUUUGGUGAGAAAACACUGAAAUUGAUUUUCCUUGCUCUGGAUCACAACACUCGGCCUUUCAACAACUCGGAAUCCACCAUAAGGAGAAUGAGGCUGAUAUUGCUCACCUUAUUCUUGAUUGCCGCUGUCGAUGGAGGCAUUGUAGACAAAGUAAAAGGAGUGUUCUCUGGCGAUGGUAGUUUUGGACAGAAACUGAAGAAUGCCACUAUUGUUGGAUUCAAGAAGCUCUUCGAAAACACGGCACUGUUCAAAAUCCGCGACAAGAUCAGAAGUAUGAAGGACAAGGUUUUGAAGACAUUGGAGUUAACACCAAAAAUGAUGAAAUCGCUCGAGGAAAGGUUGAAGAGAUUGCGACCCAUCAAGAAGGAUAAAGUCGCAGAGAAAGGAGACUCCAUCACUGAGGUCAACGAAUACAGUCAGCUAAAGAUCGAAUUAUGGUAUUCCCAGAGGAUGGGUGUUGGUCUUACGUCGCGGAAACUCAGCGCUGCAACAGAAACUGUCACUGGACGUGGUUGGCUGAAACCGGCAUCUAUCGCUGCGCACGAGCUCGGUCACGCUCUUGGAUUCUUCCACACAAUGUCUAGACAUGAUCGUGACGACUUCAUCACGGUAAACAAGCACAAUAUCAAGGUAGACUGGCUAAGUCAAUUCAAUAAAGAAACAACGAAAACAAACGACAAUUACAACAUGACAUACGAUUACGGCAGCAUUAUGCACUACGGCGGAACUAGGUCUGUUUGGAAAAAGAAUAAACCCAUCUUUUACUUCAUGACCAUGACGCUUCAAUGA